AUGAAUCGGCAAACUUCUAAUUUUUUUCUAAUUUUUUUUGUUUCAAUUUUACUUACAUUAUCUAUUACUAUUGAUGCUCACAUUAAUAAACACGUUUUUAUUAACAAACAUGCUAAUAAACAUGCUAACAAACAUGCUAAUAAACAUGCUAACAAACAUGCUAAUAAACAUGCUAAUAAACAUGUUAUUAAACAAAAAACUAAAUGCUCAACUUCAACACCAAUUCCGGUAUGUUCACCAUCUCCGGUAUGUUGCGAAUGUCGUGGAAGUCCAGGGUGGAAUGACAUAAUUCAUUCAGUUCUAGCGGAACAAUUAGUACAUAUUAGCAAUGCUUCUACUCCGCGAGAUUGUUGUAAUUCAUGUAUUGCAGAUCCGAAUUGCGUUUCAUGGUAUUAUAAUAUCAUUUCCGCUCCGCAAAUGGGGUGUCAGCAUGAAUUCAAUAUAAGUACUGCUGAUGCUUGUACAUAUCCCGAACAAGCACCAAGUUCUUUUGGUGAUGAAGGUGGUGUUAUUCGUUGCUAUGAUGGCAGUCAAUGCAAUUAA
Dentiscutata heterogama is the source of this 543-nucleotide messenger RNA. The record is from the annotation of a GenBank genome assembly. NCBI's taxonomy places the organism in Eukaryota, Fungi, Glomeromycota, Glomeromycetes, Diversisporales, Gigasporaceae.